UUCCUUCGACAAUUCAGUCUAGAUUCUAGCCUAAAACCCUACAAUUCCCAAGGGAACCACUCGGGAUUAACACACUUUAUUAUUCGAAUGUGAUACAUUAGGUAAUUUAAAUCAGUUUAGCUCCAGGAAUCAGCCAAGUUCGAUCUUUCACCCUGCCUAUGACUUCUGUCCCGAACUACUUAAGCUCGCUUAUCUAGGAACACCCUUUCGAGGACGGCGCUAGAGUCGUUUUCCCCCAGGUGGGAUCCAAUGGUCGAGUUGAGGGAAGACGAAAGCGACCCCAGCUAUUGGUGAUCCCACCCUUCGGCCAAUCCCCACAGGGAUGGCGUCCGAGAACCUCUGAACUACCCGCCGCAACCGGCCAGGCAUCGCAGAGGAGCGUGCGGUCGUGGGGAAGGGCUGCUUGGGCGACUUGGGUAUACAUGAGAGAGCGGCCGGGAGGUAAACGGAGCUCCUGUGAAGACGGAGGAGAGGCGGGUAGAAGGUCCCCGCCCCACACACUCCCGCAGUCUUAACCGCUGGGCGCUGCUACCCGCCGUUUCUUCCUUUACGCUCGCCGAGCUUCCUUCUCCCUCCUCGGUAGUCGCUGCGCAAGGCAGGCGCGCCCAGGCCCUGCCCCCUUAGCGUAAGGCAAGGAAGGGCGGGGGCCGGCGGGAGGCUUCACCGCAGCGGCGAGCGGAGAAGCGGCGGCGAGAGCGGCUGCAGCACCGAUGGCUCCUGCGGGCGGUAGCGGCAGCUCAGCGACGGGGAAGAUGGCGCCGUCGCACGUCCUCAAGUGCUGCCAGAGGGUGCUGGCUUGGGUGCCCGUGGUCUUCAUCGCCCUGGUCGUGGCCUGGUCCUAUUACGCCUACGUGGUGGAGCUCUGUGUGUUUACAAUUACCUCAGUUGGAGAAAAAGUUGUCUACCUUGUGAUUUUUCAUCUGUCAUUUGUUAUGUUUGCGUGGUCCUAUUGGAAGACUAUUUUUACAUCUCCUGCCUCCCCUUCCAAUGAGUUUUGUUUAUCAAAAAGUGAUAAGGAGCAAUAUGAAAAAGAAGAGAGACCAGAAUCUCAGCAGGAAAUUCUAAGAAGAGCUGCUAAAGAUCUGCCUGUCUAUACUACAACAACAUCAAGAGCUAUUAGAUACUGCGAUAGAUGCCAGCUGAUCAAACCUGAUCGAUGUCAUCAUUGUUCUGCAUGUGACCUAUGUAUACUGAAAAUGGAUCAUCAUUGUCCUUGGGUGAAUAACUGCGUGGGAUUUUCCAACUACAAGUUUUUUCUCCUCUUUUUAUUUUAUUCCCUCCUGUAUUGUCUAUUCGUUGCUGCUACGGUUCUUCAGUAUUUCAUAAAGUUUUGGACACUUUGCCGCAGGAAAUCUGCUGAGAAUUGUCCAAAGAACGAACUACCAGACACCCGUGCAAAAUUCCAUGUUCUUUUCCUUUUCUUUGUGGCUGCUAUGUUCUUCAUCAGCAUACUGUCAUUGUUUAGUUACCACUGCUGGCUAGUUGGUAAAAACAGAUCAACAAUUGAAGCUUUCCGGGCACCAAUGUUUCGAAAUGGGCCUGACAAAAAUGGCUUCUCUCUUGGAUGUCAAAAAAACCUAAGAGAGGUUUUUGGAGAUGAAAAAAAAUACUGGCUGCUCCCUAUUUUUACAAGCUUAGGAGAUGGUUGCAACUUUCCAACACGCCUGGUGAUUAUGGAUCCUGAGCAGCUCGCUGUCUCAAGCCAAAAUGAAACUGUUAAAAGCUCUUCUACUAGUCAGCCAUUUCCUAUUAGGCCACUCAGUGAAUCUCAAAAUCGAUUGCUCGCCGGUGAUAACCAGUGGGUAGAGGUCAGUUCAGAAGAUGAAGCUGUUAAAUCAGGUGUAAAAAAACAUAUUAUAGUUUCAUUGGAGAGUUGAUCUUAUCUCAGUAUCCAUUUCUUUCAGAGAAGGAGAAAUGAUUUCUACAAUACAUUUGUGCUUGGAUGUUAUUUUUUUAAGGAAGACACCAAUAAAUCAAUGGAACGAUUCCAGCAUGUUAACAAGAUAUGGAGAACGAGCUUGUUGAUGGUAUCCAGUGGAUGCUUAUAAGCACUUCCAGUACAGAAAGUCUGAUGCCUUAAGAUUCGUGAUGUGCAUUUUUGCAACAUGGACAUAAGCUAUUACAAGGGCCAAAUUCUCAAAAUGUCCUGCAAAAGUCUGCAAGACUUAGAAGUGCAGAAACUAUGCAUUCCAGCUGCACUGUGGUAGUGACUGAUUCUGCAAACUUCAUGUGUGAAGCAAUGCCAUGCUGGUGUCAUUACUUUCAUUAACAGUUCUGUGGGGUAGGAAAGGGUAGUAAUGUAGUUUACUAUAGCAUUUCACCAUUAAAAUUCCACAAUAUAUGUUGGCUCAAUCAUCAUCUGGUGGGCUAUUGGUAUUUGGUACUUUUUUGUUCCCCCCCCCCCAUAACCAUCAUGAGUUAACCAGUAGUAAUAGAGGUGUUGUGAAGCAGCCAGUCGAAAACUAUGACUUUCUAACUUUCUCUGAUAAUUGAAGUCCUUUUCUUUCAGACUUGAUUUGUUGCAAUACAGUAUUAAAGAAGCAAGGUUUUCUUCUCAGCUCACUAGCAAUCUGAAGCACUAAUUGAGAAAAUUAUUUUCCUGAGCAAUUUUUGUCAUUAUUUUUAAGAAAUCUAACAUUUUAAUUUCUUGAAAUAUGGAAAAGUGAUGUUCUCCCUCCCCAUUUUAGAAUAUUUAAUAAUUGUGAAUUUUAUCUGUAAGCAUUUUUGCCCGAUAUCCCCAAUAUACAUAUUCUUCCUGAAGUCUGCAGGUUAUUCAGCCGUGAACAGAAAUUAUUCUUUUUCUUUCUGUUCUUGCUUUUUUUUAAUAGAAAAUAAGCCGGUAUGAACGUGUUGUUGUGGAUUGGAUUUCAUAACUCUCUGUACUAGGAACAUUGAGUGAACUAGGGAAGGAACUGGGGAAAGGGGACCUUGUUCACAGCCAUCUGCUUCCAUAGUUCAAAUUCCUCGUCUUUUCUAUCUCUCUCUGAUCCUGGAUCCAGUCCUGUCUUUUAACAAUAAGAUGUAUUGUUGAUGUAUAAUUUCAGUACAACAGUAAAUGCUUAUCUUAAUCUGUUAGAAGGUAGCAAGACAUUGGAUGCUUGACUCUGACAAAAACUCUGCAUGCAUUUCCUUUCCCACAAAUCAUCAAUCCUCCAAGCAAUGUUCUGAUUAUUAUGACCCUUAACAAUGUUGGCAGAUUUAGAUGUUCAGCUCCUGCAAUUCUGGGAGCCGGUGGUAUCCACGUAUUAAAGUUGCUAAGGUUGAGAAAGAUUUUGAAGAGGUCAUAAAUCUCUCUCUCCCCCCCCCCCUCUCUCAAUAUAUACUUUUAAAUCUAUUACCAUCGGUUGUAUAUCAACUGUUCUACAUUUCCUAUUUCAAUCCAUAAAACAAAAUUUAUACAAGUGAUAUAUUUUAAAAAACUGAUUUUGAGUAUUUUAAACAACAGAAACUAGAAUAAAAUGCAAAAUAUAUGCAUAUUUGGCUUUUCCAAAUUAAUUUCUAAAAUGAGAAUAAAAUACAUUGUGCAGUUUUUGUGACUCAGAGCUGCAUCCUAUCUUUACAGCUCAAGUUAGGCUCAAGUUCUCGUUGCCCUCUUGGUCAAAUCAUGUGGUUCAGUGCUAUGAAGUAGUGCUAUCUAGUACAUCUAGAUAUAGAGAGGAGAAAAUAAAAGGAAGUCAGACUGUUAAGAGCACAGUACAAAUUCUGCAAAUCCACUACAAGCUACAGCAAAUACAUUAUCCCUUAAAUUAUUUGGUACAUAGGAAAGAUCAGUUAUUACAAGCUAAUUAUAAUGAUAUGGGAAGGAUCUUGGGAGACAGAGGAAGAGCCACAACUGGGGGAACAGUUGGAUAAACAGCAAUUUAGACCACGGAAGCAGUGUGGAUGUGGCAGUCUCAGAAGGGACCCUCUGUAGUUUCUUGGACCUUAAAAGAUGACAAGGGAUAAAUAUAUUUUGCAAGCCUAAUGUCAUCCUUAUGAGGUUUACAUUUAGCUCAUCUGAGUGUGCUUCCUUCCUGGACUAUCUUGCAAUGCUGACAUCAAUCUUGCAGCUCUAAAACUGUAUGUCUCUGCUGUUGCCUUUUUCCUCCAGGAAACUAGGAAGGAGGGUCCCUUCUGAGAUAUUCACCAUACUCACAUUGCUCCCCUAGGCUAAGCUGGCUUUUGUCCAACCAUUUCCCUGGCUGUGGCUCUUCCCAUCUCCCAAAGUCAUUCCCAUGUACCAUUACACCAAUAACUUGACUACAGCAAAAGUUUUCUUAAAAAAUAAGUAAAAAUUCAAAUGCAUCAGUGAAUAUGGAUAACAGGGUUGUCUUAGUAAAGUACAUAUAGAAAUAUAUAUGUGCUUAUUUGUUUGGCAUUGGAUUUCUAGUAAUAAUUAGGAGUAAAUUUAAAACUAUGCUGACAACAUUAUUGCAAUCAUUAAGCCACUGAAAAAAUUCCCAACGGUGACUAGUGAAACCAACUAUAUGUUGGGUCAGAAACAAGUGUUUAUAAUACUGAACUGUAACUAACAGGUAGAAUAUCUUAUUAAAUUAUACCAAAGAGUAUGAUAUUUCAUGCUGAUUAUAUUGGAAGACGUGUAGAUUUUAUUUAAGUGCUUUAUCAAAGCAUUUUGCUAAUUAACGUGUAAUGGUAUAAUUGGAAACAUUUUAUGUACAUUCAUUUUGGAGAAUUAUAGCUUGCAUAUUGUAAGCAUAGAUUCUUGGUUGCCUUAGGAAGUCCCUUCCCAAUUAUUGUUUAAGUUUAGUUGUACAAACAUAAGACUUGAUUUACUGGCUGCUAUUAUAAAUUAGAUUUUAUGCUGCAGUUUUAAAUAAGACAAGUAUUUUUUAGUAAUUACGAUUUCUUAUUCCAAGGAGUUGUAAUUAAUAGAAAAGGCUUAAAACAGCACUUGAUUAAACAGAUCUUUGGCAUCCUGUGUUGGAGAAAUGUCGUAGCAGUCAUUUUUGUAAUUUUCUAAUAAUGUAGCGACAUGGUCCAAGCAAUGUAAAUGACACAAUUUACAAUAUACAAUUUCAUUUAGAUCAUAGCUACCAAAAAUGUAUCUUAUACACCUGUAUUAUAAAAGCAGGUUUAGUCUUAAAAUCCAAUGUGUAUUUUCCAGAUUAUACUUGAAAAUUGUAAUAGAAUGAGACCGUCCAUGUUUACAAAAUAAAUGACUGAAAAUGACUUUUGGAAGAUGGAAUAGCAAUUAAUGGCUCACACUUUGAUCAUAUGUUGAGAUAGCAUUUUUGUUUCCUGGUACCAAAGAACUGAUAAACUAUUAGACAUCUUAUAUUCUACUGCAAUCCUAAUAACUCCCAGGAUUCUUAAAUUAAUGAAGAAAGCUUCAGAAAGUGGUUUAAGGAUUGUGGUCUUUUACCUUAAUCGUAAAUGUAUUUACCUGGAAGCUCUACUUAUUUUGUGAAUGUAACUACUAUAUGGCUCAAGACUGCACAUUAUAAGGUAUUAUGGACGUGCUAUCCACUAUGUCAUUUUCCCCCAGUAUAAAUUAAUGGCCAUAAGAAUGGCAUUCGUAGUUUGGCUAAAAUUGCCACAACCUGUGCUAUAUACCAGUGGGUACAUCAGAUAUAUUGCACUGUUAUUAUGACAAAGUGUAUGCAGAUAUUUUACUUAUAGAUCUCUCUGUUGUAGUAGUAGGCUUGCAACUAUUCAAAUCUAAAAUGGUAUGAGGAUACUUACAGGAUACAUAAUGUGAAUGAUGCAUCUGUUCUUUAUGUUGCAGAUAGUAUUCCUAUGCACAGAAAAAGCAUAUUGCCACUAAUAAUUUAAUAAAGACUUUUUAAAUGGGCUUUUAUAAAUGAACUAUGUAAGAGAUCACUUUGCCUGAAAUUUUCUUAUUUUUAACUGCACCUUGUAAUAUCUUCACGUAUAUUUUCCACCAGUGUAAUUAAUUUUCAAUCAUGUUUGACUUUUGUAUAUCGAAGUAGAGAUCAUGUCUUAAUUAUAACAUUUUUAAAAAGCAUAAUCUUUAAGCCCUUCUUUGCCAAAUUGAGGAUACAUUAAUGUGUUAUGAUAUAAUGAAUGCAUAAGAAAAUAAAUAACAUGGGAACAGGCUUUCUGCUAUAUUUUGAUUUGUUAUUUAUUUUGUAUUAUCAUAAAUGAGUAGGGACAUAAAAAAGAGGAAAGGCAUUAAACUGCAUUUAGCCUCUAUUGAAAUGGAAAAUGUCUCAGUCGUUUUAUGCACUAUCUGGGGAUUCUUAAAAGCAAAUCUCUUCCGCUUCUUAAUUCAAUUAAGACAACACUCAUUAAUUGAUGAUUAAAAUGUUAAAAUCA
Messenger RNA from Crotalus tigris (Tiger rattlesnake), 6276 nucleotides. RefSeq names its product zinc finger DHHC-type palmitoyltransferase 20 (gene ZDHHC20). Gene Ontology annotation, cellular component: Golgi apparatus; endoplasmic reticulum. Lineage: Eukaryota; Metazoa; Chordata; Lepidosauria; Squamata; Viperidae. The record is from RefSeq and is a predicted model, not a curated record. The coding region runs from base 711 to 1877 and encodes 388 amino acids. Gene Ontology annotation, biological process: synaptic vesicle maturation; protein targeting to membrane; peptidyl-L-cysteine S-palmitoylation. The transcript is spliced from 14 exons. Gene Ontology annotation, molecular function: protein-cysteine S-palmitoyltransferase activity.